GACCGCCGCUGGAAAGCUUUCGCUGGUUUGCAUCUCUGUUCAGUCUGAGGACUAUGCUCACAAUGUCUUGGACGCGGGAUGAGCUCCUUAAUCCUCACGUUUAUCAAACUGUUAUUGGCUCGGUUUGCGGUGGGGCUGCAUUGCUUCUACUAUGGAGAUGGAUGGAAAGGAGGAACUGUCAGGCAGUGUUACGGAAAGCCCGUUUAAGAAGAGAAAAAGCCUUGAGAGAAAUGGAGAGAGCCGUGUUGAACUUUGAACAGUCGAGGCAGCCAGGAGAUGCUGAAUUCAUUCUGUCCCUAUCCCUUCAGGAGCUGCAUGAAAAAUUGCAGAGAGGCAUUCUUGCUCCUGAUAGUGUACUGAAUGCCUACAUGGAGAAGGCUUUGGAAGUGAAUAAGCAGCUGAACUGCCUCACAGAUUUUCUUCCUGAAUGCCAAGCACAGCUUCAGAAUACCCAGGUGAAACGCAAGGGACUACUUUAUGGGAUCCCCAUCAGCAUUAAGGACAACAUUAACUGCAAGGGCCAUGAUUCGACUUGUGGACUUAGAAAAUUCUUAAACUGGCCUGCAGUUAAAGACAGUGUCAUAGUCCAAGUGCUAAAGAAACAAGGGGCCAUACCUUUUGUGAAAACUAAUGUCGUCCAGUGCUUGCUAAGCUAUGAGUGCUCUAAUUCCAUUUUUGGGCGAACUGUCAACCCCCGCGACCACAAGCGGACGCCCGGAGGAUCGUCUGGUGGGGAGGCUGCCCUGAUUGCAGCGGGAGGCUCCAUCCUUGGCAUUGGGAGUGAUAUUGGUGGCAGCGUCCGAGUGCCAGCUUCAUUCUGUGGCAUAUGUGGCUUCAAAGCAACUGGCAACCGAAUAAGCUUUAAAGGAUGCAAAGUGUCAGUACCUGGACAGAGAUCAGUUCAAGGAUCCUUUGGCCCAUUGGCUAGAGAUGUGGAUAGCCUGGCAUUAUGUAUGAAAGCCCUGUUGUCUGAAGACAUGUUCCAUUUGGAUGCCUCAGUGCCACCUCUCCCCUUCAAUGAUGAGGUGUAUUCCAGCUCUAAGCCGCUGAGAAUAGGUUAUUAUGAGAGUGAUGGAUUCUGGAUCCCCUUGGCCUGCAUGAAGCGAACAGUCAUGGAAACCAAGCAGCUGCUGGAGGCGGCUGGCCACACACUGAUUCCUUUCACACCUUUGAAAAUACCAUAUGCAAUUAAAGAGCUUGCAAUAAAGGGUAUUGGUGCAGAUUGUGGCACUACCAUCCUGGAAAAUCUAAAAGGUGACAUCAUUGAUCCUAAUGUGAAAGAUAUCUUUUAUGUAAACUCAAUGCCUCAAAUAGUCGUGAAGAUCCUGUCCUUCCUUCUGAAGCCUUUUAGUCCGAGAUUGGCAGGUAUCUUAAGGAGCCUUUGUGGAGUAGGAUCAGUCACUGAGCUAUGGAAGUACCAUGUUGAAGUAGAGGCUUACUGUGAGGAGUAUGUCAACUUGUGGAAAAGCAAGAAGCUCGAUGUUGUACUCUGCCCAGCACUAGGUCCUGCCUUCAAGCUUGGAUAUGCUGGAAAGUUAUCAGUUGCAUGCAGCUACAAGGUUAUUUUCAACCUGCUAAAUUUCCCAGCUGGAGUGGUGCCAGUUGGUACAGUGACCGAGAAGGAUGAAGAGGAGCUGAAGAACUAUGUCGGUUACUGCAAUGACAUGUGGGACAGGACUUUCAAAAAGGCGGUGGCAGGGGCUGUUGGCCUUCCAUUAGCUGUGCAGUGUGCAGCUUUACCGUGGCGGGAUGAACUUUGCCUACGUUUUAUGAAGGAGGUGGAAAGAGUUACCCAGAAGAAGAGAGGCAUUUAACUACAUCAGACUGGAAAGUCGUUUUAAAUCAAUACUACCAGCUGGGCCUUCAAUGCAAAGGUUGCUCUGCUCAGGAAAUGACAACUAUUUUUUUGUAACCUGCAGCUUAUAUACAGUAUUUGAAAUGCUUAAUAAUUUAAAAUAAGAAUCUAAAAUGAAGCAUAAUCAACUGAAAAGCAUUUGAUCUGUGUUCUUCUCCUCGGAGAUGUUUUUCACAGUAACAGAUUUGAAAUUUAGUCAGGUGUCUUUGCCAAAUGUUGGGGUUUGAUAUGAUACAUUUGAUAUGUCUUCAAUAUGUUAAACAAAUGGAUUUCAGGCAAUGCAAUUAUACUAAGCAUGUUUACUUUUCCAGUUCAACUUUUUCCUUCAGUUGACAAUGGAAAAUGUACAGUGUUGCAUCGCUAUUGUGAUCUAGUAUUCUGCUAUCUAAUGGCAUCCUAGUAAUUUACUGACCUAAAUCCAAAGAGUUUUGUGCUCAAAUCUUAAAUCUAGAAUGGAAAUCCAGUUUGCUGUAAUGUUUUUCCAUUACUUCAUCAACAAUAUAAUCACUAGGCUAUUUGCCAUGACCAACAAUUUAAUAAGACCAAACACACAGGUACAGUAGUGACAGAAGCAGAUCAAGGACCAAGCAUUCUUCAGUGACUCAGUAUUUGUCAUUUCCCAAGUCAGGACUGUGAGAGAAUGAUCGUUACUUGUUUGGAUGAGUGCAGCUUGAUUCCAUUCAGUACCCACCCAGCACCUUGAAAAGUCACUCAUCCCAUUACCUUAGCAUUGUGGCUGUACAGGAUACAAGGCAGCAGCAUUUCCUUGACCUGCAGCAACAACCCUGAAGCCGGACACCAGUUGUGUGGGAGCCAUCUCCCACAGAUGCCCUCUAGGUCUCGCAUCUUUCUGAAACUAGAAAUAUAUUUCCAUUUCUUCAGGGUCUGAAUCCUGUUGCUGGAAAUUGUAUCUUUGGCAUGUCAGCCUGAGAAGCAAAGUAAUGUCUGGCAUUUUUAAAAAAAAAGAUGGACUUUGUUUACAAUGACAUUGGAUAUAAACACAUUCGAACGAUUUGUUGGAAGAAUUGGUUAUCUGUAUCUGACGUAACUACCCUUCCUCCUUUGUGACUGAUAAUAUGCAAUACCCAAUAUGUAAUUAAUUAUUUUCUAAUUAAUUACCUGAAGUAAACUAAUAUUGACUUUAAUCCUGUUGUUUGUUCCACCUGCUUUUGUUUCCAAAAGGUGUGGAGCAACUUCGUAAUAAUGUUUGUCUCUAUCAAAUAAAGCAAUUGUC
Molecule: messenger RNA, 3089 nt
Organism: Mobula hypostoma (lesser devil ray)
Lineage: Eukaryota; Metazoa; Chordata; Chondrichthyes; Myliobatiformes; Myliobatidae
Gene: faah
Product: fatty acid amide hydrolase
Exons: 15
Coding region: 54-1814 (586 amino acids)
Biological process (GO): fatty acid catabolic process
Molecular function (GO): amidase activity; fatty acid amide hydrolase activity
Source: RefSeq, a predicted model, not a curated record